This is a messenger RNA of Chara braunii, 604 nucleotides long. The record is from the annotation of a GenBank genome assembly. Lineage: Eukaryota; Viridiplantae; Streptophyta; Charophyceae; Charales; Characeae.
CUGGCUGGCUACAACUAGGCUGGAAAGAUUGUUGGUGACUCAAGGAAGAAAGUGGCGUUUUCAGCAGCAGCUGAAACUCCCAAAUGUCGGUAACAUUGCAUACGAAUCUUGGAGAGAUUAAAUGUGAAAUCUUCUGUGAUGAGGUGCCCAAGACAGCAGAGAACUUCUUGGCGUUGUGCGCAAGCGGAUAUUACGAUGGAACAAUAUUUCACAGAAAUAUAAAGGGGUUUAUGAUUCAAGGGGGAGAUCCAACAGGCACAGGCCGUGGUGGAACGAGCAUCUGGGGUAGGAAGUUCCCUGAUGAGAUUCGAGAGACCUUGAAGCAUAAUGCAAGGGGAAUAAUGUCGAUGGCCAAUAGUGGGCCAAAUACGUCUGGAAGUCAGUUCUUCAUGACAUAUGCCAAGCAACCUCACCUCAAUGGUUUGCAUACUAUUUUUGGAAGGGUAAUACACGGCUUUGAAGUGUUGGACAUGAUGGAGAAGAUCGUUGUUGGAAUAUUUUUGAGAAAAGGCAAUAUGACAAAUGGAGUCUGAAAAUUCAUUUACGGAUUGACAAAUUAUUAAAUUAAUAAAUUUAUAAUUUAUAAUAAAAUAAAACCUGGCUA